UCUCAAUACUUGGCACAUCCGCCGAAUUCGUUGCGCACAGUCAACCCGCACUCCUCCUCCUCCUCCUCUUCCUCCUCCUUCUCUGGGUCUGAACUUCUUAUUGGAACUAUUUCUAUCGAGCUGUUCACGGGAAAGGGCAACGACUUGGGAAGAUGAUGCCUCCGGAGCCGCUGCGAUCAGCGAUGACUAUGGGAAGCGCGGAGGACACGUCGCUCGCGAUUCCUUCCGAUCACAGUCUGCGUUUGGGACAGCAGCGCGUACUGGACCAGGUGCACACCAUCAAACGGAGCAAGUCGAGAACGGGGAAGAAUGGCACCCCUACUUCACCAAGUAUGAAAAAUUACUAAAUAUGUUCAGAAUAAUACUGCUAAGCUCUCUUACAGCCUUUUUAUUCUCGUGAAAAGAACUGUUCAGCUCAAAAGCAUCCUCAUAUGUUCCCUGUUGGAGCAAUUUGUACCUACCGCGUCCUGAGAAAAUGCGUCACCAAAACAAGCUCGCAGCUGUAUUUUCAUAACACCCUGUUUUUCUAAGCAGUGCUUUUCUCAGAUUUUGCCAGAACACUGUCAAAUGUUUCUUUAUUAGUGUGAAAGUAAGUAGUUUAGUAAGUAGUAUGUUUCUGUUGUCAGCUCGUACUUUUUUUGCAAGGCAGUCAACGACAGGUAGCUAUCAGAGGUGUGCCAACCGGUUCUGGGUAACACAUAUAGACUUGCCAGAGUUAAAUAGGCCACAUCAACGUGUGAAACUGGAUACUUGACUGCUGUUAGAAGAAAGGGUUUUUUUGUCAGUGUGAACUCUCAGGGACACUUAUAGAAGGAAAACAACCUUAUCCCAAACAGAGUGGCCUAUUUCAGUGGGAGUGAAGAAUGCAGCCCAUGAGCUUUGAAAGCCAACACACAUUUUGAAACCUUCAUUUUGGUCUUUCAAAACAUCUCUGGUGUUUGGCCUCACUGCAGCAGGAAUUAAGAAGAUCCACCAAAAUUGAGAAACAGAAAAUACUUUAAACUUGUGAAAUGUCUGCAGAAAUUCCUGACAUUCAGCUGUGGUAUAGGAGUGUCAUAUAGUGAGAUAAAUCAGGUUGAAUUUGUCAAUAAUCUGUAAACUAGCUUUUGCUUUCUUUGCGCUGUUUACUGUUUUAAGUGAUUGUGGAAUUUGAUGCUCAGGAUAAGGAUAAUAUUGUAAUCCACAGCACAGAUGGAAAAAUACAGCCCAUUUUAAAGACAUUCUGCAAAAGCAGUAAGUAUUUAUCUAAAAAGAAGAAAAAAGUUGACUUCGGCCAAUGCUUAGCCCACAUUAACUCUUUCUGUUUCACACAAAGUUUUAAAGUUGACCUGAGAGUUUGACAAAUAAUAAAUUGGCCCUUUCAAAAGUCAAAUGUUUUGGUGUUUUGGAAAGUUAGAUUAUGACCCCAGGGAAAAGGUCCACAAAAUAGUAGACAGUACAAGUUCAAACCACAAAGCCUUAAUUGCUACCCUGAUUACCUGACACAAAGAUCGCACUGCUCACCUUUUUAAUCCAUAAACCAUCAUUUUAAUCAAAACAAGUAUUGUAAAGUGUUGCAGAAAGUUACGGGAUGUCAAUCUCUGAACCUAAAUGGCUUAAUUGGUAGCCCAUUGAGAAGAGAGGCUUAUUUGGCCAGACAUAAGAACUUUUAUGGUUACUCUCUUUCCAAAUCAUGUUAAUUUAACAACAAAGAGGAGAAAUACACACUAUACUUCUGUAGGUCUUCAGAGUACUUUGAAACCAAAUCUAAUUGACACCACUGAAUCAGUGAAAAAGAGGAUAAAAACAUUGACAAAAUCUCCACCGUAAAGAGAGCAUGUGCAAAUUUAUCGCCCCAAACCUGCAUUAAUGCCUCAGGCUGCAUCACUCAUCUAGACAGUCUGUGGAUGUUAUUAUGUCUCUCCCAUUGGAGAUGAUGAUUUAGUUGUUUUGAUAGCCAUAAUCCUAAAAUGGUGAGCUUUGAGUUACUCUGAAUCAUCAGACAGGAAUAGGCAAAGGUAUGACGGCUCUGAUAAGGUUGGUUUCAUCCAACUGCCUGUGACUGGCAUGAUGUCAUGUCUGUCUUUCUGUGUGACUCUAAGUUUUGCAGGUGAUUAUGACGAUCAGUCACAUGAGUGAUAUUUGACUCAGGUGAUGAAUGAUAGAUCCUUCUUUAAUUUUCAGUUGAAACUCACCAUUGUAUUGAUUUAGGGACACUUAUUCUAUGAAACUGGAUAAUUAUCAGUGAAAAUUUAAAGCCUAGAAAAUGACAGUUUUCAAAACGCCUUUAUGGUGUCAUGUGUUUGAUGUUCAUCGGAUGGCUUAUCUCUGUCUUACAAGAACAUUCAUGUGUAGAUGUGUUGCAGAUUUGUUUCUUUUCAGUAAAAUGCCAAGGGUGACAAAGUCAUUGUCGGAUGACUUCUGUCUGACAGCCUAUUUUACAUCCUUGUUCUCCUGUCUGACAUUUCAUUCCUCACCCAUCUCUUCUUUCAACAGUCAUGACGAGUCCUCAGUCCUCCACGAUGUACGAGUUUUCAGCAUUCAAAUUCACUCCGAGCAAGGCAGCGAAUGGCCACUUCAGCCGCACCAACUCCACCCUGUCAACAGGCUUCGCCAAAUCGGUAAUUGCUCUUAACAAACCCUUCCUUGUUGCACAGAUUAUCACUGUUCAAACCCUUUCACACAUCACUACUUUAUCAGAUUUUUUUCUACAUCAUGAAAUUGUACUUAAACAGCUUAACUCUUUAACAGCUGUUUUCAUUUUUGCCCAUGACACUGUUUUUGUUAUGUGCAGCAACGAUUAAGCUCAAUAAGUAAAACAAAAAACUGCAUCACCAGGUUAAAACAAUAAAUCAAUGAAUAAUAUUAAUUGCUUGGACAAUAGCUGCUGAUUUGUUUUCAGCUAAACCUUAAGACUAGCCUUGCAUUGACCAGUUGCAACCAAAUUCACCCUCCAGCUCCUCCAAAACUUAUUGACAAUCAAACUAAAUGAGGACCCAGCCAUAUGGCUUAGAAGUUUUGUGCUGGCCUACUUCUUGGCUGACCCGCCAUGUUACUUUCUACAGUAGCACCAAAUCAGCAAACUAGUUGCCUACACAUUUUUGUAUUUAGAGAGUCAAAGAGGAGAGUAGUUGUUUUUGUGCCUAUGUACGGGUAGCUGUUUCUUGAUAAGCGGGGGAUUAGUCCUAUCAAGUAUUACAGAAGCUUCUUGUUCUCCAAGGCCACUGUUGCUUCACAUACGGGUGGGGUGAGCAAGGGAGCAUUUCAUCUAGAAUCUGAUCAUCAGAUGUCACUCAUAUUUCCAUUUGUACACCCUGUGAACGAAACCCAACUCUUGACAAAGGUUGAGGUAUCUCUGAAAUGAAAUGUCAAACUCUAGUGGUGGCUAGAAUAAGAUAUUGACUGCAAAAAUAUGUGAUUGUUUAUGGACAUGGCAUACAAAAAUGGUGAUAAGAUUCAAAUUCCCAGAGAUGCUUGGUAACUCCCAUUAUUACAAAAUCCCCUCCCGGCUCUCUGUUCAUGUUUGGCAACCCAUCUGUGAGAUGUUUGGUUUCUGAUGAUGUAAUCAUGAGCAAAAACAGACGCGUAGAGAUGAUCGUGACGUCUAAUAUAUUACUAUGGCUUUGCUUGUCUGGCACUUCUUGGCCACAUUUACUGAUCUGGUGCUUGUUACAGAUAGUUUGAUGGUUGUAAUUGUUUUUGUCAAGUUUCAAACUGGUUACCAUGAAUAUUUGUAUUUUCAUACGUAUUUUUCAGUUAUCAUUAGCAGUUAACAGAUGAUUAUAUUAUGGUUCACCUCAGAGCCAUGUGAGAUUUCCUAACUUGGGAAAUUCAUAAUGGUUUUCAAUAGUCAUAUCAGUUCCAGCGUUGGUGUUAGUAGCUCCAGCCUCUUUAGAGUCAGAUUAAGUUCAACUCAUUUGCAAUGCUUGACUAAUUUAAAUUCCCUCCAAGGAGUAAUGUUGACUUCAUCACUGUGGUUUUAAAUGGAAGGGUGUGUGCAUGUAUGCUGUUAUGAAUUUGCUAUGGGUUGGCCUAACCUGACCUACUAACAGUGAACUGAGGCAUGUCAGAGGAGUGUGGUAAUGGAUAAGUGUUCUUGUUGAUGAAGAAACAUCAUCAUCAUAACGUCAUGAAAUACGUAUAUCCCUGUCAGUCAUGUCUUGUUUUUUUUUUUUUUUUGUUUGAUUGCUGGUGACACUCUGUGGAUGAACUAGGCGUCACCUCAUCUAUAUCCCAAAAGUAAACUGAAUAUUUAAACUACUUGGCAGAAUAUAUCUUGAAGAGUUCCCUUGUUUGGUCAUACACUGAGCUCUGAAUCGUUAUUCACAAAGUAAAAUAUGAAUUUGUAUGAUCCUGUGUUGCGUGGAAAAAUAAUUUUACAAAUACUUGAUCUGAGUGACAGAAAAAUAAAUUUAUUAAAACAAAACAAGGAGCAGCACCGCAAAGAAUGAGCACAAAAACACUUGACAGAGCUAAAGCUGGGGGGUAAAAAAGUGUUACACAGAAUCACAGCAAGAGCUUCUCUAUUUCUUGACUUUUUGCUUCAUAGAGUUUCCAUUCCAUCCAUAGAGUUUCCAUUAUAAGCCGCAACAGAUUUGUCUUAAUGCUUUAAUAUUUGAAGUAUGACUCAGCUGAUUUACGAUGAAUUUAAGGAGUGAAAAAUGGGAAUGUCUUGAUGGAAAUAAAAUGAGCCACCUCUCAAUCAUAAACAUAACAAAACCGUGUCUUGCACAUUGAUAUGCAGCACUGAGCGAAACAGAAAUCUGAAAGUCAUAUCUAUCAUGUUAUAAACAGUCCAUACAAUAUGAUGGUUAAAAAAAGUCCCUUCUAGCUAUCUAAAACCAUUAUUACAUAAUUUUGACACUUAAGGUCAAAAAUGAAGGCUGAUAUCUACAGUGAUUCAGCCAAUAGCUUAUUUCUGUACCAAUAUUUUUUGUGCUUCUUCUUUGUAAGUCUUUGUGUCCGUUUUUCAAAUAUGCAAUGGGAUUUGAUGUUUUGAAAUUGUUACUAUGGUGGUCCCUCCUCUUUUAACGCCAUUGGAUCAUGUCUAACAAACUGCGUGUCACUAAUAUGUCUCAGAGGCGGUGUUAAACUGCCGCUUUGCCAACAUUAUUCUAAGUUUGGACAAGAUAACAAAUCAGUGAUUGUCCGACAGUUGACUUCUUCUGUCCAAUAAACUUCUUGUCUCUGAAUUAACACGUAGGUAUACUUUCUGGCCAGUAUUCAAUUGACACACAAUUGACACAUUAUUUGUAGAUGAGCUGAUGUCUAUCAACAGGGCAAAUAUCUGCCGGUUCCAGUGUUCAACCAAUCCCUGUGUUGUUUGUAUUUACCCUGCUGAAUUUACAUCCGUGUCACCUGUCGAGUCUGUGAUGUAAGGGGGGGCCCAGAUGGCUCCAUCAAGCAGCACUCAGAGAGCAAACACACACUGUCAGCUCUUAACAAAGGUGUCGUUGACAGAUUUCUGCUCCAUCAUGGUAAAUAACAGGGCAGACUUGCGGCUGGUAACUGAGCAACCAGUCCAGUUUGGGAGGGAGUGGAUUCACAGAGCCGAGUUUGUAAGUGGGUGUGUUUGUGUGCAUGCAUGCAUGUGUGUGUGUUUGUGGCCUACUUCCCUUUUAGCCAGUGAAUAAAUCUGCAAAUCAAAACAUCAACAUCUCAGUUCCAAGAUUGGUUAUGAUGGAAUAAUGUGAUUUCGCUGAAGUGUAUAUUAUUUUGGUGUGUCUUAAAAGGGAAAGUUUUUUCCUUUCUUUGUGUGUACGUGGGGGCAGACUUCCCUCCUUUCUACUACUAAUGAGUUCAAAGACAGACGGGGAUGUUCCUUCUGCCAGAUAUGUGAUUCUUACUGUUGUUUUUUUUAUAAGCCAAUGGAACAAGAGUUUAAUUGGAAGAAUGACUAAUAGUUAAAGCAUGCAUAGUGCAUGUUCUCUGACUUAACUCAGGUUGUGACAAGUUUUGUUUCUUUGUAAGUCUGCAGUAGCACUAGCAUUUUGUGUUUUGUACACUCCCAAACACAUGCACAUACACAUAAAACUAAGACAGUUACUUCUUUAAAAAAAAAGUGAGAAACAUAAAAAAACAACAUAAUUACAAGAGAUUAAGUGUCAAGAAAUCAGGAUUUUGAGGACUGGUUUAUCAGGUGUUGUGUGUGACUUGCACACACAAAGAUCCUCUGUGCGAAACUGCUCUGCCGGAGAUGGUGUCCUAUGACAGAUAUAAUGUUACUGUGGUUUGUGUGGUUGUUUGGUACUUUCUGUUGCCUUCGACAAAAACUAAGGAGAGGAAGAGGCAUGCAGGCUUUGUGUAAGGUCAAAUUCCUCUGACUUGGUCGGAGAUUACUUUUGAAACUGUUCUUGUGUAAAGUAGGUUACCCAGUUUUUUUUUUUUCUGACCAGAAGUGUUACAAAAGAUAAGCCUCAAGGUGAAGGAGAAAAGCCUGAUUUGGUUGUCUGUAUUAUCUGGCUGAUAGAUAUGUUUUCUGUUAAAUAGCACCAUAAAAAAAGCAUUUUUUACAAAACAUUAAAUGCAUAAACGAAUGUUUUGAGUAGUUCAGAAAAAGUGUGAUUGUCUAGUUUUACCCCUAUGAAGCAAAUUUUGCAGCCGAAACAGUAUUCAGUGAGUUUUCUCCCUCAAAUCACACACCGUUAAAUCUGUAUUUAACUCCACGUUUAGUAAACUCUGAUUUAAAUGUUGUUAGGAUGCUGUGAGCUCUGCUUAGGUUUAAAUUUUCUUCUUUCUCUUUAGUUCAAUACCCAGAGAGGUCGCACUAUGAACAGUAAAGCCAUGGGGUCAAGACAUGUCAGCACUUCAGGUGUAUGGGAACAGCAAGUCAACACUUCAGCCUGGCCAAAGGGUCCCAACGGGCUGAAACCCAGUCGCAGUGACCCUGCUUUGGCACCUCCUUUUACUGCCGCUCCUGCACCAAUAAUGGUAAUUAUUUUCAUGUAAAUUUAUAGUGCCAUUUAUAUACAGUGCCAUCCUGCCAUUUUUUUGUAUAUUACUUGUUGAAACAAAUCUACUUCACAACACCAUGAUUGCAUUAUCCUCUAUGUUAGAGAGCCAAAGGACAAACAGUUGCAAGCCAGCAAACCCUCCAGACUCGUGUGAAUAGACACAGCUCCUAUUCCAUGACCAACGGCAACGCCAUGACCACCAGCCAGACACGCAUCGUCCGACCAGCCUCUGCUUUAUCUCAAACCGAGGGCAAGAUGGGUACCCUCAAAGUUACCAAACUAGAAAACAUGUCAGGGUGAGUUCCCCGUCUUCCUCAGCCUGGACUGUUUUCAAGAGGUGCUCACUCUGAGUUGUUAUUUUGCUCGUCUUGCAUAAUUAAUUCUAGGUUGUUUCCUGGACUUCUCAUUGAAGACUUAUUCAGUGUCUCAUUUCCAAUCUCGUCUUUUGUUUCUCUGCCUGUUACUACAGUGUGAACAGCUCAACAGCCAUGUCAGACCUGACCCUAAAGGAGGCUGUGGAGUUCCUGACUCACCUCGAUGAAAAUUACCAGCAGUGUGGAGCGACCUUCAUCCAACACACCACCUUCAAGGAGGAGUCGGCCAAACAGGAGGUCAGACCACUUGAACGUUAAUAUACUUCAAUAUACUGCUCUGUUCUACUGUAGAAAGACCUUACAAAUCUGUGCAACAUCACACUCAUGUAUAUGUAUGAGGAUCACCUGUUGAGGCAGUACAAUUGGCUCUGUGAAGACCUUUGUGUAACCUGCCUGGAGGGAAAGGGAGGAGACAGCAUUCAUCAUCCCAUUUGGCUGCUGCUUCUAUAAAGUCAGUUAGUCGCCACGCCUGUCACUCCUACAAUUUAACACCUAUUUCCUUUUUUCUGUGUCCCAGGUUUACCAACUUGGAGGUAUUCCCCAUCUAGUAACCCUGCUGCGGAGUCCUCACCCUGGGGUGAGCCAGGCUGCUGCUGGGGCUCUGAGGAACUUGGUGUUCAGAGAUCACAACAACAAGCUGGAAGUUCAGCACUGUAGUGGAAUAGGAAAGGCCCUGCAGCUGCUAAAGGAGACAGAAUCUACCGAGACCCAGAAACAAAUCACUGGUAGGGCAAUUUUUUAUUGAGACUAGACCUUAAAUAAUGUUCAAGAGAUUGGCCUUCACAAAAUACCCCAAAUAUAAAUGUCUCUUACACUUAUUUGAACAUAGUGCAUGAGUAAAAACAACACUUCAACUAGUUAUUUUUAAAUAUAGUGUUACUUUUUUUGACAUGAAAACAGAACAUUCACUUAAAACUCCAAAUGUUGGUCUUCCUAACAGUUUCAUGUCUAUAUUUUUUCACCAAAGUAUCCUUUAUAAGGAAUAUUAAGUUUAUUUUUUGGUAACUAGCAAUCUAUGAAGCCUGCAUCAUGAAUUCAGACACUUUAUUUUCUCAGAGAGCAACAACCUUGAACCAAGACAGCUGACUUGUACUUUUUUUUCAGCUUGUAAUCUUUCAAAUUUUCUCUCUUCCUUGAAAUAUUCAGGCCUGUUAUGGAACCUUUCCUCUGCCGAUGAGCUGAAGGGAGAACUCAUAGCGACAGCGCUCCCUGCCCUCACUGAGAAUGUGGUGGUGCCGUUCACCAGCUGGUCGGACAGCAGCACCAACAACAACAUACACCCUGAUGUCUUUCACAGCGCCACAGGAUGCCUGAGGUAGGAACUCAGGCAUCUUUCUACUUUAACAUAUUGAGGCCUGUAUGACUUGAUGAUAGAAGCGAGGCAAAAGAUCUGUGCACGUCACUCGUAAGUGCUAUCGUAUAGCAUUAACAGAAGGAUCGAAUUCAUGUUAGUCCUUAGUCCACAUAAUGUAAAGGUUCACUGAAUAAGUGUUGUCAUUUUAGGUGCUCACUACUGCUCUAUUACACCUGUUUCCCAUCUGACAAAGUGUGAUGGAGCAAGUUACAUGUUAAUGCACUAACAGUCCUAAAUGAGAUAUUAUAAACUUGACACGUAGGUGCUCUCAUAUGGAUUUAAAUAAAUGAUUGGAUUGUGUGUAGGAACCUGAGCUGUGCCCAACAAAAAGAGAGGCAGGCAAUGAGAGAGUGCCCCGGACUCAUCGACUCCAUCAUGAGUUAUGUCCAGUCCUGCGUGGCAGAGGAAAACCCUGAUGACAAGGUAAAUAGUUUCUCUUUCCCACUCUGACCAACAGUACUGUUUACCCCAAAAACUUUAACAGAGAUCUACUAAGAGAGUCUACUUUUCUCUCUUUUGCAAGAUUGGAAAAUGAUUGCGUCUCAGUUUUGGGCUAUCAUUCAGACAAUACAAGACAUUUUUUAAAAAUUUAAAGGUCUUUUAUCUAUUAAAAGUACAGUUAAUAGAUAAAUAACUUCAAUAUAGAGGACAUUACUUAUUUCCUCUUAUUUAUUUAUCUAGUAUUCCUAUUUUUAUAACUGUUUUAUAGCUGCCUUGUUUGUGCCUCACUUGUUUUUUAAUCUUCUAUCCUAUCUUGUUUUAUCUUGCCCUACGUUUUGUAUACGUAGGCUACCUAUAAAGUCCUGACAUCUCCCUCUGCCCCAUGCUUAAACAUGUUUACUUGACUGACUGAUUUAUUAUUUAUGUAUGCCAUUGACUUACUGUAUGAAUAAAUGAAUGAAUAUGCACUGAAAAGCCACAAAUGAAUUGCCCCCUGUGGGAUAAAUACAGUCAUCUGAACUGAACUGAAGUUGAGAAAGAAAUUCAGGAAGUAUUCUUUGGCUGCAGCCAUGCUGAGAAGAGAGGGGGCAAGGAAAUACUAAUAUCGAUUUGUACUAUUUUAUUAGCUUGUCACAACAUUUUAUUCCACAUUACCACUCCAUCACUCUAUCAUGACGGUAAAGGAGGGAGGGAACAGUGUUUGUUUUUAUUUUUGAUACCAGUAGUAUCUCUGGGCAGAUGAUCACACGUGGCAAACAUGAACACACCCUCAUGAAUGCACACAUGCACACUUGCAUGCAAACACACCCACGAUCAUGGGUAUGUAUAAGAGGGUAAAUAAGGUAGGCUGAGUCAGCUUUUGUGUGUAUUCAGUUUACAUUCAUUUGUGGAAGUUACGCAUCGGGGUGUGCACUUAAUUGCCCCGUUUGUGACAGUAUGAUGUUUACAAAGGCUCCUUUUGACGCAGUCAGAGAGUAUGUUGAAAUAUCCUUGUUUUACUGGAUAUCAAUCUUUUCAAAUCAAUCAAUUUUGAGUAUCUUUCUUUUUCCUUCAUUUUUUUGUAAAGAUACUGAAACCAACACAACUUUAAUUAAGGAUAUAUGAAACCGUUGACAAUAUUUCAAAUCUCCUCAUCUCUCUUCUCUCGUAGUCUGUAGAAAACUGUGCUUGCAUCCUCCACAAUUUGACCUACCAACUGGAGACAGAGUCCCCUCAGUGCUUCAGCAAGUUCCAGUCUCUGUCAGAGAGCUACGCUGAGAGUAAGAAAAACUCCACAGUUGGGUGUUUCAGCCCAAAGAGCAGCAAGGCUCAAAAAGAGGUGGGCAUCUACUAACACAGCUCUGUUUCUGGAUUUUUGCUGAAUCAUGUUGGGCCUUUUCUUCUCACACUCUCACCCUUGUCACUUAGUUUGCUUUUGAUGUGGCUCGGGGAUUACCAGAGGACCCCAACCCAACAGGUGUGAAGUGGUUGUGCCACCCAAAAGCUAUGCAGACCUACCUGUCUCUGCUGGGCUCUUCUCAGAAAGAUGCCACACUGGAGGCAUGUUGUGGUGCCUUGCAGAACCUCACUGCCAGCAAGGGGGUGGUAAGUACAAAAAGAUAAUUGUAAGGCUAACCGUUGGUGUAUGGAUCGGAUUAAUUUUCAGGAACAGCAGCAGAGACACACUGUUAACAGCAAUUAUGAGUCAUAUUCAGAAAUCACGAGAAGAACUGGCUUGUUUUGUAAGAGAGGGUGGGGUCGUGUCCUCAGGGAUUCAGAGGUAAUUAGAGAAGGCAGAAUAAAUUAAAACAAAAGAAAGUGAAAGGCAUGGAUUGUAAAUGUCAAAAGUAUUACAAAGCUAGGUGGAUUUGGUGGCACAAUGAAAAUGGUAUUAUGGGCUGUCGAGCAAAAGCUAAAAGACGCUUCUCUCUCUUCUUCGUGUUUGCUCUUCUUGCAGGGCUCCAGUGUCAUGAGUCAGAUUCUGGUUCAGAAGUUGGGAGCUCUGAUGCACAUGUCCCCUCUUCUAUCAUCUCCAAAUCGGAGUCUACAGAAGACUGCACUGUCUCUGCUGGGGAACAUGUCCCGGACCAGCAGUUUGCAGAACACAAUGGGUAAAGAAAAGCAUGCAGUUAGAUCUUUUAGUGCUGCAGCUUCAUAAAUGUCUAGUUUGUCCACAUAAAACUGAUUUACUGCUUCCUGUGUCUUCACUCUAGCAAAGCAGAUUCUGCCUGGGCUCACCAGCCUCCUGUCUUCCUCUCCUCGAGAUAUGGGAAAUUCUGAUGAAACCAUAGCAACAACUUGCAGUACAGUACGGAGUCUGAUGAUGGCUGACCCUGAGGUCACCAAGAAGGCCAUUUCCGGUGAUCUGGUGAGAUCACUGGCUGACCUCAGUGAGAAUGGGUAAGCUUUAUGUAUUGAUCAUCUCUGUAUUCAGCCGUGCAAAACCUGAAUGAGUUUACAUAGGGUGACCAUAUUCAUACUUCCCAAUAAGAGGACGCUACUGCGUGGGGGCGGAGUCACGGAGUCGCACAAAGUUAAUUUUGAGAGUUUUUCGGGUCAGAUUGAGGGUCUUUUACACACUUCUAACUCAGUAAGUCCAGGUGACACAAACUCUAAACUUAGGUACAAAACUGCAGACAUUUGAAGGAUUUUAUAAACUUACCUGGUCACCCUAGUUUACAGCACUUGUAGCUGCCUAAAAGCUGUGUUUUUACAAUGCAAUGCACUGGAUCUGCACUGAAAUAAAUCUACUAUGUAGUGUUGUGAGCUACAUAAAAGAUAAAAAAAAUUGUUUAUGCUUAUUCAUGCGCCCCCCGUUUGCUCCUAUGUCACAGGUCUUUCCCUAAAGGCAGCAAAGCAGCCUCCCUGCUGCUCUACAGUUUGUGGAAUGAGAAGGGUUUGCAAGGAGCAGUGAAAAAGGUAAGUGUAAAAACUGUGUGUUAAUUUCUCCAGGCAGACACAACACAAAGCUGUUUGUGAUCGAGUGUCAUGUCAGAGCUGAGCACAUGCUCACAGCACUGUGCUGAAACAGUGGGAGGGCCCAGCUGGAAGUGGUUUAUUAUUACUCCUUCAGCUCACAUGCUCACUUUCCCUUCCCUCCUGCCCCACCCAGAGGUUCAAUGAAUACAGAAACAGUCACAGAGGAAUCCAGGCAGACUGGUUAUCAGUGCUCACUGUCUAUGAUGAGAGGAGUAAUAAUAUGCAAAGGUAGAUAGGUAGAGGAAGAAGAGGCUCAGAUAAAGUAGUCAGAGGAGAUUGAUAAUCUGAACAAAGGUUUUUUGUGUGUUUAAGAAUAUCAGACAUGCCUGUGACCUGUGAUAUGAGCAGCAGUGAUGUAAAUUCACACUGUUAAGCUUGAACAAAGUGACAGAGACCUGGCAGAAGAGAGGGAGCUCCUUAGUUUUCAAACUGCCAUUAUUCACCCUGAAGCUCCUCAUAAUAGCUGACACGGCGCAUUUCCUUUUAUAAUUGAAGAAAGGGUGUGUUGUAUGACUUUGUGUGUAUUUGAAAUAGUGCGACACCCUUAACUGGUUUCUUCAAAACUUUGUGAAUUCACAGCUGGGACUGGGCAAGUCUCUUUUUGUUAAUGACAACACCACAGCAGUGCACAGGUUGGCACAAGUUAUUGAGUGAUCGUGAUGAACAAUUUGAAAGGCGCCACAGCCACUGAAAGGUAAGAUCUGCUCCUGAAUGAUUCUCUCAGCAUGUGUUCAGAUUUAAAAGCUCAUUUGGGCCAAAAUAAGUCAAUUUGUAACACAGGAAUGACAUCUCUCUAUUUCUCUCUCUCCUUUUUUCCCCCACUGCUUGUGUGUGCGCUCACAGAUGGAAACCAGCAUGUUUAGACACUGCUGUGGCCACACCCUCGCAACGAGGAGCGAAAAUUACAUUCUUCAAAUAAUGACCUUGUUGAAAGAGCUCAUCAAUUAGAAGACAGUCAUGUGUAGUACGUACUAGAGAAAAAGGGAGCUUCUAAUGUCACCAUUAACUCUGCUGCGCCCUAUGUAUUUAAUUUGAAUAUUUUAUGUCUGUGUAUAUAAAGGGGUGAGUGUUUGAGGUAAAGUGUGUGUGAGCUUAGACCAGUUAGUAUGGCAUGAGAGUCACAAAACAACUCAUGAUAUGGAACAGUGCUAUCUGCAGUGAAAGUUACUUUAAGCAUGCAAUGAUUGCUUGAUUAAGGAGCAGCAGUAUUUUCAGGCGAGUCUAUAUAAGGUGGUCAAAAGAUAUAGUAUCUGUUGUGCCUUUGGGGAGCUGAGCAGAUAAAAUGAAAACACACCGUCUAGUUUUGAAACUCUGCUCCAUAAGUUCAGAUCAUGACCGCAGCACAGUCACAUUUUUUUUAAAUACAUAUUUUUUCAGUUUGCUUGCUUUCUUGUAUCAAAUAGAUUUUUUGGUAACACUUUACUUGACGCCAAUCUCUCUAACGCAAUAUAAAUAUAUGUUAUAAUCACAUUAUAGCACUGUAUAAGUAUAGUUAUAAACACUCAUAAAUGAUCAUAAUGCUUUAUAGCAAUAAUCAUAACACAUAAUAAAGCAGUUUAUCAUGACUUACAAGGUCAGGUAUUAUAAUGUGUUAUAAUACUUGACAUUAUGAUCAUUUAUGAGUGUUUAUAACCAUAGUUAUACAGUGCUAUAACGCGAUUAUAACGCAUAAAUAUAUUUAUAAUGGGUUACAGAGUAUCAAGUAAAGUGUUGCCGAUUUUUUUUCCAAAUACACACAUAGCAUAUAAAAGACUAAAAAACUGAGCAAACUCUCAGUCCAAAAAAGAAACUAGCUUCAUGAGGUAUUCGCUCAAUUAUUGCUGCAUUUGCAAUUUUAAUACAACGUGAAAUUUUUUGUUACUUUGUUCUGAUAUUUGUUUGACGCGAUGUUGUUUAUAAAGAAUUGAUAGAAAUAGCUUUUAACUAAAGUGCCUUGAUUCUUAAAGGGAUAGUUUGAUGCUUUGGAAAGUUUUUGGCAAAGGUUAAUUAGACUGUUGAUACUACACUCAUGUUUGUAUAUCAGAUAAAAGUUUUAACCAGCAACUGAUCAGCUUAGCUUAGCACUCAGACUAGAAAUACAGGAAACAGAACGGAGCAAAUUUGAUCUAUUUCUUUAACCCAUGUAGAUGCUGAAGUGUUACAUUUACACCCUGUGGUUUACAGGUUUUAUAAAGGGUCAUUUUCACAUUUUGUGUAUUGACAUUUUAAACGGAUGUUACCUUUGGUCAGAGCCAGAUAGCUGUUUCCUUCUGUUAUCAGUCAUUAUAUUUAGCUGUGCCAACAAAGCCUGACAGCUGUCUCAUAUUUACCAGACAUACAUGAAACCUCUGUGUUGAAUUUUUUUAAAACAUUUUUCAAAAUAUCAAACUAUUACCUGAAAGUGCAGUGUCAGCAGCUCUGUUCUUUGCUUUUGAAUUUUUAUAUUUUGUUGAUAUGUUCUCACUGUUGUUUGUUUUCUUGCAUAAACUGAGGAACUAGAACUAGAGACAGAAGUAUUGAUUAUAUAUAUAGCUCACAACAUGCAAAGCCAGGACCCGUUCUCUUUGAUAACCCCUGUAUAGAUAGAAACCCGGAGCUGUAUAGAUAAGUACGUUUGUCCCUGUAUUGUGAUUAGAUUCAUAGAACAGAUUUUAGGGACCGUGCCCUCCAAGAUAGUUGGAGUCGCACAGUCAAGUAUGUAUAAAUGUUUUUAAAAUUUAAAAACAGACUUUUGGUUUUUCAUCUGAAACUCCCAUGGCUUUUUUUUCUAUUCGCAGAGUUUAAGAGCUUAUUAAAGGGUAUCUACUCUCAUAAUCAUACACACUGUAAACAAGUUUGAAAUCUUUUAAUGACUCAUCAUCUAAGCAGCCUUGUUAAGAGACGAUCCCACAGCUCCAGCUCUACACCACAUGGACUGGUUUCAUGCUGAGACUCAUGGUUCGCUCUGAGGUUCAUUUGCCUCAUGGAGGAUUGAUGACAGUAUUCCUUAGAAUGUGUUUUCGGAGAAUUGAGUGUGUGGCGUAUAAUUAGGAGCUUUUUUUUCUGUCACUCAGUGUGUUUAUAGAAUAAAUAACAGAUAUGAAGACAAAA
Molecule: messenger RNA, 15128 nt
Organism: Xyrichtys novacula (pearly razorfish)
Lineage: Eukaryota; Metazoa; Chordata; Actinopteri; Labriformes; Labridae
Source: the annotation of a GenBank genome assembly